AUGGCUGUACAAAGACGUAUUGCUCAAGGUUCUGCGUGUAAAGAUUGGUGUUGGACUAUUAAUAAUUACACUCCAGAGGAUUGCGAACUUCUAGAACAUGUGGAAGUACAGUACAUAUGCUACGGGCGGGAAAUCGGCGCUAGCGGCACUCCUCACUUACAAGGUUUCAUGCAGUUGAAGAAGAGAAUGCGACUCACAGCGAUUAAAAAGAUUGCUCCUUUCAACAAAGCCCACCUAGAACAGCGACGCGGGACUGCACAAGAGGCGAAGGAUUACACAAGCAAGGAUGACGAGACCACCUGGGUAGAGAGAGGCUACAUGACAGAGCAAGGGGUAGGCCAGUUAAAGAACUUAACGGAUAUGGCAUUGAAAGGGCAUGACGCCGAAGAUCUCUAUGAGCAAGACGGGGGCUGCUAUGUAUCCCACAAGAGAAAAAUCGACGAAGCAGUUGGAGCAAUAAAGCAAUGCCAGGAGAAGAAACGCUUGAAGACAGCAAUGAGCGAGGGCAACGUACAACUUAAGACGUGGCAGGACUGGGCAGUACAUCACCUAGACUGCCAGAAUGACCGGAAGGUACUUUGGAUUGAAGAUCAAGCUGGGGACACAGGAAAGACCUUCCUCGCCAAGUGGCUUGUAGCAAACAGGGACGCCAUCUGCUUCCAGGCAGGGAAGAAAGCCGAUAUUUUCUACAUGUACCAUGGUGAGAAAUACAUUGUCUUUGACUUAACUAGAUCUGUCGGGGAGGAGUUCGUCCCCUAUCACGUCAUGGAAGCUUUCAAGAAUUCCAUGUGGAACAAUACUAAAUAUAAAAGUGCCUCCUAUGUCAUGGUUGAGUCACCUAAGCUUCUGGUGCUCAGCAACUCUCUACCCUGCUUGAAGAAAAUGAGCCGCGACCGCUGGGAUAUUCAUCGCCUGGAAAGGAGCAACUCCAUCGCUGAUGAUAACGUCAUAUGGAGGGAUUUCGACGAGAAUGGGCCAUGUCCAUGCAACAAAUGCUCUGAGUGGACAGAACGUUGCCAUUGUAACCAGUAG
Mya arenaria is the source of this 1032-nucleotide messenger RNA. RefSeq lists its product as uncharacterized. Bases 1 to 1032 code for a protein of 343 amino acids. Gene Ontology annotation, biological process: DNA replication. NCBI's taxonomy places the organism in Eukaryota, Metazoa, Mollusca, Bivalvia, Myida, Myidae. Gene Ontology annotation, molecular function: DNA endonuclease activity, producing 5'-phosphomonoesters; nucleotidyltransferase activity. The record is from RefSeq and is a predicted model, not a curated record. The transcript has a single exon.